Physella acuta is the source of this 3340-nucleotide messenger RNA. Its product is annotated as AN1-type zinc finger protein 4. The record is from RefSeq and is a predicted model, not a curated record. Gene Ontology annotation, molecular function: protein binding; zinc ion binding. NCBI's taxonomy places the organism in Eukaryota, Metazoa, Mollusca, Gastropoda, Physidae.
GUAUCCACUAAUUGGCCUGUUCAGCACAAAGAGAGAGAAAAAAAUGUUUACCUAUAUCUGAUGCACUACUGCAGUAUCAAUCCUUGUCGGCCUACAUGAAUCAGUAAAGAAAUUAAGCCUAAAUUAUGAAUGAAUAAAGAAAUGGAAGAUGAAUGAGAUACUUUCUACAAUAAUGGUCUCAGGCAGGCCUGAAUAAAAUGGAGCUGUAUAUAGAAACAUUGACAGGAACUGCUUUUGAGCUUCAUGUUUCUCCUUUUGAGACUGUCAUGUCAGUAAAAUCAAAAAUACAAAGGCUUGAAGGCAUUCCUAUCUCCCAUCAACAUUUGAUUUGGCAGUCUAUAGAGCUUGAGGAUGAUUUCUGUCUUCAAGACUAUAAUAUACAAAGUGGGGCAACAUUGAAACUUGUUUUAGCAAUGAGAGGUGGACCUAUAAAUACACGUCGAAUUCCUGUAGAGGACACAGCACUGAGAGAAAUGGCUGAGUACAUGGAAGCUAACAGAGAAGAAAUUUUGGAUAAACUUCCUGGAAAUAGCAAUGUAACUUUGUUGGUGUUUAGGGAAGGUGAUAAGUUGAACUUCUUUCGUGUUGUUGACACAAGACCUGAUGGUAGCCUUACUCCUCUUUCUGAAGCAAUAUACAGUCCGGUGUAUAAUGUUCAUGGUGAUGAUGAUGAUGACGAUGAUGAUGAUGAUGAAGAAGAAGAGGCAGAAGAAUCAUUAAACCUUGAAAAGACAGAAGAGAACAGUAAAAUGAAAGAAAAAAUGGAUCAGUUGAGAGUUAACAUGGAAAAGAUUAGUCUCAAUAAAAAGAAAAAGCAUGAAAAGUCAUCCAUUAAAGGAAGAAAUGUUGCUGGUACACGUUUACCUGGUAUAGCGAGGACCCAUUCAGCUUGUAUGAGCAAGCCAUUAAAUAAAAAGGUGUGUCUUCCCCCUGUUGGAUACCCUCAGCUAACAGAAAUGGGUGCUGCCUGCUCAGUCCUUGAGAUGGGUGCUGCUGCUGAAUCUUUACUUGCCGUCACAUCCAAGAACCUUCCGUCAGUCAUCACCCAGGAUAUGAAAGAAUCAGCAGCCUCUCAGGUGGAAACAAAAAGACCCAAAUCUGUGAGAAGUGAUGACUUUUCUGGGGCUUCCCCAAACACUGAUAUUCCCGCAGUCCUGUCUUACCCGUCUAGUGCUAGCACUACCAGCCUCAGACGGACACUGCUGCGCUUGAACAAUUUGCCUGACAGCUCUUCCCAGUUGACUUCAGCAAGAAGGCGUGACAACAUAUCCUUGCUAGAGACUCUACAAGAAAGUCCAUCCACUACUGGGGAAGAGAGUAAUAAAAUGCCAGGCAAAAGAAAAGUGAGUGACUCAAAUGGUGGAUUUAUUUCAGAGGGAGAUUCUUUAAAAAGAUCACCUAUCUCUUCACGUAAAGAUACACUCCUUGAUUCCUUUUUGAGACCAAACACCACAACAAGACGAAAAGAGUUUUCUCUUGAAGGUUUUAGUAGCCGUGAAGCACGGACUAUGUCUGGAAUUUUACGUCAGGCAUCUAUUGAAAAGAUUGGUUCUUCCCACAUUGGAAGCAUUGUAACCAGUGCCAGUAAAUCUCGUCUUAACAAUUAUUCCAUACCUGAAAUUGGAAGAAUUUCCACACCUGAAAGUAGACUAAUGUCUGCAAGAAUGACAUCAUCUGUAGGUGAUAGACUCAAGACCUCACCUACACACCGGUUACCUCCUGUGAAAACCAAAAAGAAACAAAAAAGAUGUUGUUCUUGUGGGAAGAAAACUGGGUUAGCUACUAGUUAUCAGUGCAGGUGUGGUAAGAACUUUUGUGCCAGUCAUCGUUAUGCUGAAUCACAUGACUGCACCUUUGACUACAAGACAGAGGGACGUAAACUUUUAGAACAGAGCAAUCCAUUGGUCAGUGCUCCCAAGCUUCCAAAAAUUUAAGACUGUGAUCACUCAAGGCAUUAACACUUGUGAUUUUAACAUUUUAUAUUACCCUAAAUGAGGUUUGAAACUUGUUCUCUACCACAAAGCUGGCUCAUUUUAUAAAGAAAAUAAAUAUUAAAAGAUAAAAUAAAAAAUCAAGCCUAUAAUUUGUAAAUACCCUACAAAAAAAAUAAAAUAUUUAGUGAAGGCUUCAUCGUAAAGUUUUAUGAAAGCCAAAUUUCCUUUAGGCCAAAAAAAUAUUUUAUUCAAAGUCAGUGUUUUACUAUUUAAAUAUUUUUUUUUAAAGUUGAGCUAAACAAGUAAUUCAAUGUUCAAUACAAUGUUAUUAGUGAGUUAGUAUUGGGUUGUAGACUCCACAUAUCUACAAGGUUUACAUGUCAUGUAAACAGUUGGUAAAGUGUGAUAGUCCGAACUUUUAUAGAACCCCAUCUAAUUUCAGAUGCUGCCAUACCUUGGUUAAAUCAUCUCUUAUGCCAGUAUAUUUUUAUAUUUUCAAAGCAAAAAGCUGAGUGAAAUUUUUGCAAUGAAUCUCAUAUUUUGUGAUACUAUUGUGUCAAUAAAAUGCCUGCACUAUUCCUACACAUACUGUAUAGUGUUAUCAGCUGAUUAAAAAAAAGAAGUGAAUGCAGUAUUGUGAUAGAGUUGUUUAUGCUAUAUCUGUGUGCACAGUAUUCAUAUUAUACUUUUUGUGUUUUGUAUAUUUUUUUAUGCAUUUUAGAUGUUGCAAAUAAUUAAAAGCACAUGCUAUAUUUAGUCUUACAUUUACAAAAAAAAAAAAAAUUAAACCCAUUUGACAUGAUCAAAAUAUAAGUUUUGUCAUUUUCUAUCCGAUCUAAAAUGCUUGUCACUUCAUGGAAUAAUAGCAAGGUAUGGCCAAGAUAACUUUCUGGUAACAUGAGUUGACUAGGUCAUCCUUUAGUAGAGCUUUGACAACUUGUCUUUGAUACUCUCAUGGAAAGUCAUUUUUUUUUAUUCAGGUGCUUUUCAGGUGUUUAUUAAAAACAUUCAUUGUACAUUGUAAUAGAUAGAUUUGAAAUAUUAUUUUAGUAAUUAUAUUAUUACAAACACCAAUUUAUCUAAAAAGUAUAUAAUCAUCCAUACAUAAAUAUGUAUAUAAAAUCUUGUAUACAUAUUUAUGUGUGGAUGUGUGUAUUUGUAUGUAUGUAUAUAAGUGUAUACACAUACAGAGAUUUUUCUGUUAUUUAAUUUUUAAGUGUGGUAAAUUAACUAUCCAUAUAAUGCUGUAAAUAAAGAUUGUUGAUGAAAAAUAAAGUAGUUAUUGAAUGAAAUGCUUCCACUUGCCCCAACUAAUAUCAGAUGGUUUCUUGACACCAUGAGUUACUGCUGCUCUAGUUAACUAAAUAUACUGGUAAAUCAUGUUAGCAUCAACUGCUAGUUCAGUC